AUGGUAGCCAUUACACGUUCCACGACAGCACAUCAACAACAAUCGUCGAAUACGGAAAAUAUGAUUAUACCUGCUGGUGCAACUAAAGUAGAUAAGAAAAAUAAAGUGGCAAAACAAUGUGCAUCAUCAUCUACGGUAUUUUUUUCAACACAACCGAUCAUAGCAACAACAGGAAUAACAGCAACAUUAGGUACGUAUAAAAUGUUGUCAUCACAUGCAUCAAAUACAACUGUAUGUUUAGAUAAUACGACAUCAACAGUACCAACUUGUUUAUCAGAAAUUGAAUCAUCUCAUCAUCCGAAUAGUGAUAAUGAUGGUGGCGUUAUUAACCCUAGUACGCCCAACAUGGGUCAUUUCUGA
Molecule: messenger RNA, 360 nt
Organism: Rotaria sordida
Lineage: Eukaryota; Metazoa; Rotifera; Eurotatoria; Philodinida; Philodinidae
Source: the annotation of a GenBank genome assembly